UAACGCGUGAUGAUGGCAAUGUACACAGUCUAAUUCCAGAGCACAUGAUUCAGGCACAGAAAGCGUAUUUAAGGGUUGUGCUGCAAUCGCAAUCACAAGGACCACUCCAGAUCAGCAGACGGAAGAGAGUGAAGACCCUCUACACGCAGCUAUGGCAGAACUUGAGACCGUCUUAUUUGCUCUUGCUGGGGACUUUACAGUAAGAGUUGGGCUGCCCCCUAAGAACCGUAUGGAUAGUUAUAACACCAGGGCAGCUAGUUUUGGCAAGCUAAAUAAUGCCAGCAAAGUUCUCUUUAACCCAAACGGGGAGCUGUAUGUGGUUCGUGGAGGUGAUCUGUAUACAGGACACAUGCCAUCAAGAGCUGUUGAAGACUGGUAUUCUGCCGCUAAGAGAGUUGGAAAAGGUGAUUGGAGCAAGUUCAAAUUCCUGUUCUUCCACCCCGAUGGCACUCUGUAUGCAGCUACCCAUGCUGGGGAGUUCUACAAGGGUCCAGUACCAACUAAUGAAAACGUCUCGUGGCUUUAUGGUCAGGCUACAAUGAUAGGAACCCACAACUGGAAUAAGUUUGAUGCUCUUUUCUUUGACGCUGAUGGCAUCAUGUAUGGAGUCACUGACACAGACAAGUUCCUGAAAAGAAGCCCACCUACUUAUCCCAAAGAUGAAUGGAUGUCCACAAGCACAACCAUUGGUGAUGGUGGAUGGUCAAGGAUCACCCAUUUCAUGGGUUUCAGCCCUGACCGAAUGCUGUGGUGUGUGGAUAAAUAUAAUGGAAAUAUCUAUAAAGGUCCACCUCCAACUAAAAAAGAUACGGGAUAUUUGCAAAAAGCAGAACAAUUGGGAUGGGGGUACAAUAAUUUUAGAGUGUUUUGCUUUACAAAAGACAAAACAAUCCAGAGUAUGCUCAGCUUCGAGUUCUUAACUGAUUCAGGUAGAAUCACAUCAGAAUCUGUUGAAGUGGUGAAAAAACAAAUAUACGACAAUAGGGGAAGCAGCACGCCGCUAAAGCACACCUUUACAUUCAGCAAAACCAUGAAGGAGACAAGUGAAUUUACCUACGCACAUGGCUUCAACUUCGAAAUGGGCACUGAACUCACUUUUAAAACUGGCAUCCCGGGUAUGGCGGAAGGAGGUACAAAGAUUACCAUGAAUUUCAGCACGACCCACAACUGGAGCUUCACCACGACCAACGAAACAGAGACUUCGUUUUCUUCAAGUACUGAGGUGGAGUUGGAAGGUGGGAAAGCGAUCCGUGUAGUGGCUUCGGUGAAGAAAGCUGAGAUGGAUGUGCCGUACCGCGCCAGAGUCCGCACCCUCUUUGGUUAUGAAACCACCAUCGAAGGCGUGUGGAAAGGCGUUUCCCAUUACGAUCUCGUGGUCAAACAGGAAGACUAUACUGGAUAAAUCACAAUUUCUGCGUUUGCUGUGUGGGACUUCCAUCCGCUGAAGUUUUCAUACUUUCUAUCAGAAAACAAAAAGCUUUAUAUUCAGGUAUAAUCGCUAAAAAAAGAGUUAACUAAUCUCUGAUAUACACUGAAUCGCUUCAAUAAAAUGCUUUGCAAAUAUCCAA
Messenger RNA from Spea bombifrons (plains spadefoot toad), 1568 nucleotides. Its product is annotated as tachylectin-2-like. The coding region runs from base 152 to 1402 and encodes 416 amino acids. The record is from RefSeq and is a predicted model, not a curated record. The transcript is spliced from 4 exons. NCBI's taxonomy places the organism in Eukaryota, Metazoa, Chordata, Amphibia, Anura, Pelobatidae.